Molecule: messenger RNA, 803 nt
Organism: Corylus avellana
Lineage: Eukaryota; Viridiplantae; Streptophyta; Magnoliopsida; Fagales; Betulaceae
Product: large ribosomal subunit protein uL23
Biological process (GO): translation
Cellular component (GO): ribosome
Molecular function (GO): structural constituent of ribosome; rRNA binding
Source: RefSeq, a predicted model, not a curated record
AUUUCACUUAGCUCCUCUAUAUAACCAAAAUCUCCUCUUUCCUCUUCCCAAACCCUAGAGACUGCUCCUCCGCUUCCCUCUCACAGGUGAUUGAAAGGGUCUACAGGCAGACGUUUCUUCAGAUUCUUCUACAUCAAUGGGUCCUAAAGCGGAGAGUUCCAAAAAGGGUGAUCCAAAGGCACAGGCAUUGAAGGCUGCCAAAGCAGUGAAAGCAGGUCUGACCUUUAAGAAGAAAGCGAAGAAGAUACGAACAUCUGUUACGUUUCACCGUCCAAGGACAUUGAAGAAGGACAGGAAUCCUAAGUAUCCUCGAAUUAGUGCUCCACCAAGGAACAAGCUUGAUCAUUAUCAGAUUCUCCAAUAUCCCCUAACGACUGAGUCUGCAAUGAAAAAGAUCGAAGACAACAAUACUUUGGUUUUCAUUGUUGACAUUCAUGCGAACAAGAAGAAGAUCAAGGACGCUGUCAAGAAGAUGUAUGAUAUUCAGGCUAAGAAAGUGAAUACCUUGAUCAGGCCUGAUGGUACCAAGAAGGCAUAUGUUAGAUUGACACCAGAUUACGAUGCCUUGGAUGUCGCCAACAAAAUUGGUAUUAUCUAAAGAUUGUGUCUGGGAUCCUCUUUUGGAUCUUUUUAAUUUUAUUCAAAUUCAUAGAGUAAGUCAGUUCUUUCAGGACUAUAUAAGCUUCGAGAUUUUGCAAACUAGUUUACAAGUUGUAAUCUUUGUGUCAUUGCUGGUUCAUGUUUCGGUGUUUUUUGGUUUAACUGACAUUUCAACCAAGUAGGCUUGAAGGUACGAUUUUUCU